This is a messenger RNA of Opisthocomus hoazin, 1808 nucleotides long. NCBI's taxonomy places the organism in Eukaryota, Metazoa, Chordata, Aves, Opisthocomiformes, Opisthocomidae. The record is from RefSeq and is a predicted model, not a curated record.
AUGCCCCCAAAAUCAGAAUUAACGACAGAUGCAAGACCCAAGACUGCCAGUGAAGUCCCUGCAUGCUGCUCGGCUCGCUACAAUCUAGCACUACUGGCCUUUUUUGGGUUCUUCCUCCUGUACGCGUUACGUGUGAACCUAAGCGUUGCUCUGGUGGAUAUGGUAGAACCUAACACAAGCUUAGCAAAGAAUGUGACUUCCAAUGUGUGUCCAGAGCAUUCUUCCACUAUAAAUGUUCCUCGCAACACAACGGGGGAAAAGUAUUCUUGGGACGCUGAUACUCAGGGAUGGAUCCUUGGUUCUUUUUUCUAUGGCUAUAUCAUUACUCAGAUUCCAGGAGGAUAUCUUGCAAGCAAAAUUGGAGGGAAGCUGUUACUGGGGUUUGGCAUCUUUGGUACCUCUGUAUUCACCUUGCUUACUCCCUUAGCUGCACAUCUGGGAGUUGGCUACCUCAUAGCUGUCAGAGCCUUGGAAGGACUUGGAGAGGGUGUUACCUUCCCAGCUAUGCAUUCAAUGUGGUCUUCUUGGGCUCCUCCACUGGAACGCAGCAAGCUCCUUAGUAUUUCGUAUGCAGGUGCACAGCUGGGAACUGUUGUCUCUCUGCCACUCUCUGGCUUAAUUUGCUACUAUAUGAGCUGGGUUUACGUGUUUUACAUAUUUGGUGCACUUGGUGUAUUAUGGUUCUUCUUCUGGAUGUGGUUGGUUAGUGAUACACCAGAAACUCACAGAAGCAUUUCACAUGCUGAAAAAGAAUAUAUACUCUCUUCUCUAAAAGAUCAGCUUUCUACACAGAAAUCUGUUCCCUGGAGACCUAUGCUGGAGUCCCUUCCACUCUGGGCUAUUGUUGUGGCACACUUCUCUUAUAAUUGGACUUUCUAUACACUUCUUACACUCUUGCCCACAUACAUGAAGGAGAUCCUGCGGUUUGAUGCACAGGAGAAUGGGUUUUUAUCUGCCCUACCUUAUUUUGGCUGCUGGUUAUGUAUAAUUCUAUCUGGGCAAAUUGCUGAUUAUUUACGGGAAAAACAGAAAUUUUCCACUGUUUGUGUUCGCAAGUGUUUUACCGUAAUAGGAAUGAUUGGACCUGCGGUGUUCUUAGUAGCAGCUGGAUUCAUAGGCUGCAAUUAUGCACUGGCUGUUGCAUUCGUGACCAUAUCAACAACACUAGGAGGGUUUUGUACCUCUGGCUACAGCAUCAACCAUUUGGACAUAGCACCUUCGUAUGCUGGAAUUCUCCUUGGGAUCACAAAUUCUUUUGCUACUAUCCCAGGAAUGGUGGGGCCAGUUAUUGCAAAGAACCUCACUCAUAACAAUACUGUGGGAGAAUGGCAGACUGUUUUCUAUAUUGCUGCUUCUAUUAAUCUAUUUGGAGCAAUUUUCUUUGCGUUAUUUGCAAGUGGAGAAGUUCAGGACUGGGCAGUCAGUGGAUAUCACUUGCAUAGGAACUGAAGGAGAUGUUGAAAUACCAAAGCUGCGCUGAAUCCGAAUGUGCUAGAAUUAUAUGACCGGAAAAGUGCCUUCCCUGCUGAUGCCUAGGAGUCUUCAGACCUUCUCAGUUCAACUAUUUUAUCUGUGUAUCUUUUGUACUGAAAAUCAUUUGACAGCAUAUGUGUGCUAUUUCCUAGCAAAAAACUACUUGGAUUAAAUGGGACUUGAUGUCAAAUAUAUGAUCAGAGACAGCAUUUUAAAUCUCUGUGCUAGGCUCCAAUUUUUUCCAGUUUUUAAUUAAUAUUUUCUGAAUUAAUGUGUAGGCAGAUGUUUGUUGAUACUGAAAUGAGAGGAAAAAGCAAAGUAAUUAUGUAGCACUG